Molecule: messenger RNA, 1249 nt
Organism: Carlito syrichta (Philippine tarsier)
Lineage: Eukaryota; Metazoa; Chordata; Mammalia; Primates; Tarsiidae
Gene: GPR18
Product: G protein-coupled receptor 18
Exons: 2
Coding region: 254-1249 (331 amino acids)
Biological process (GO): positive regulation of Rho protein signal transduction; phospholipase C-activating G protein-coupled receptor signaling pathway
Cellular component (GO): membrane
Molecular function (GO): G protein-coupled receptor activity
Source: RefSeq, a predicted model, not a curated record
AGCAGUCACACCAGACGAGCACCAACUCCUAUACCACAUGCUGCAUUUGAAACAACUUUUUAAAGCAACGAAGUAGCCUUAACAAAAGAAAUAUAGCAUUUCCUAAAUACACUGUUUUCGGAAAGAGCAAUUUUAACACAAGCAACUCAAAGACCACUCCGACAGGCUGGGUGUACUGAAAAAUGUUCAUCUCUAAAACAGUCUUUUGAUGGACAGAAGUUUCUAAGUAUCAUGCCUACCAACAAGCUAUAAGAUGACCACCCUGAACAAUCAAGAUCAACCCGUCCUUUCUAACAACUCAUAUCCAAGCGAGUACAAAAUUGCGGCUCUUGUCUUCUAUGGCUGUAUCUUCAUAAUUGGAUUAUUUGUUAAUGUCACUGCGUUAUGGGUUUUCAGUUGUACCACCAAGAAGAGAACCACUGUAACGGUCUACAUGAUGAAUGUGGCAUUACUGGACUUAAUGUUCGUAAUGAGCCUACCCUUUCGAAUGUUUUAUUAUGCAAAAGGUGAAUGGCCAUUUGGAGAGUACUUUUGUCACAUUCUUGGAACUCUCACAGUGUUUUACCCAAGUAUUGCUCUAUGGUUUCUUGCUUUUAUUAGUGCUGACAGAUACAUGGCCAUCGUACAGCCGAAGUAUGCCAAAGAACUUAAAAACACAUGCAAAGCCGUGCUGGCAUGUGUGGGAAUCUGGAUAAUGACCCUGACAAUCACCAUCCCUCUGCUACUGCUUUAUGAAGACCCAGAUAAAGCCUCCAUGCCCGCCACCUGCCUCAAGAUUUCUGACAUCAUCCACCUAAAAGCUGUUAAUGUGUUGAACUUCACUCGACUGGUAUUUUUUUUCUUGAUUCCUUUGUUUAUCAUGAUUGGGUGCUACUUGGUCAUUAUUCAUAAUCUCCUUCACGGGAGGACAUCUAAGCUGAAACCAAAAGUCAAGGAGAAGUCCAUAAGAAUCAUCAUCACGCUCCUGGUGCAGGUGCUCGUCUGCUUUGUGCCUUUCCACAUCUGCUUUGCUUUCCUGAUGCUGUCAGGGGAAGAGAAUAGCUAUAAUCCCUGGGGAGCCUUUACCACCUUCCUCAUGAACCUCAGCACGUGCCUGGAUGUGAUUCUCUACUACAUUGUUUCAAAACAAUUUCAGGCUCGGGUCAUCAGUGUCAUGCUAUACCGGAAUUACCUUCGGAGUGUGCGCAGAAAAAGUUUCCGAUCUGGUAGUUCACGGUCACUAAGCAACAUAAACAGUGAAAUGUUAUGA